GCUGGGCCUCUGCCUCUGCCUCUGCCUCUGCCUCAGCCUCACUGGUGCCUAUCAAACAUUGGCAUCCACUCAGCUGCUCUGCUGCCUUAGAUAUUACCACCAAAAUGGGAAAGUUGGGGAAGAAGGCAAGGAAGUUUGCAAAAAAGAAUUUGCAGUCUGUUUUGAGGAACAAAAGGAAGUUAAAAUCCAAGUUCAAAAGAAAAGCUUCUCAAAGAGAUAGUCAGGAUAUUGAAGAAAACCAUGAGUUUGAUACAAAGAAUGCUUCAAAUGAAAGAAAAACAGUUGGUGAAGAAUUCCAAACCACUUCCCUUGAUGCUGUAUUCAGUGAAGAUGACAGUGAGGUGCUUGGAGAUGAUUCAGACAGUGAUGGAUUUCUUUCAGAGGACUCAAGCUUUGCACAUGUUGUUGGAAGUGACAAUGAAAAUGAAAGUUAUAUCAAGGACAGCAAUGGAGGCAGUUCCUUUUCUGUGCAAAACAGAGAUAUUCGUGCAGAACUUUUGAAGAAAGCAAAAAAGUUAACCAAGUUGAAAGAAAAGUAUCCAGGGUUUUCUAAAUAUCUGGAAAGUUACAAUGUGGAGAUUGAACAAACCAAAGAUGAAGAAAUGAAUUCCGAUGACGGAGAAAGUUUAGAUGGGCUGCAGCCAGUGAUUGACAACAAUGCAUGUUCUCAUGUGGGUAAACAGAUGACAAGUGCAUACGUUGAUUCAUUGUGUAAACUGGUCAAAGAACAGGAUAGCGUUCCUGCCCUUACUUGUCUCAUAAAUGCUUAUAGGGCAGCAUGCCACAAUGAUGGUGAAGCAAUCAAUGUCAGUGGUUGUGUCUUAUCUCAAGGCACACAGAAGAGUGAAACUUUCAGCAACAUAUUGAUGUUCAUGCUACAUGAGGCUGAUAAUAUAUUUCGGAGGUUAUUGGGAAUAUCAAACUUGAGUUCCAGGAAGGAAACUAUUUUGGAGCUAAAGAAUACAACAAAAUGGUUGUCUCUUAGACCGCUUAUUAAGUCAUAUAUAAGAAGUACUAUGUUUCUCCUGAAUCAGAUCACUGACUCUGAAAUAUUGGCCUUCUCAAUUUGUCAACUCAGAGCCUCAAUGAUUUUUCUCUCUGCAUUUCCAUCUUUAAUGUGCAAUCUUCUUGAGAUUUCUGUUCAUAUCUGGGCAACAGGUGAUAGGUCUCUGUCAUCACACUCCUUUCUCAUUAUACGAGAUAUAGCUUCUGUGUUUGGAUCAAAUUGGUUUGACUUCUGCUUUGUCAAAACAUACAAGGCCUUCAUUAGUCACUCUCAAUUUGUUGAGAAAAAAUUUGAGCAUAUACAUUUUCUAAGGAACUGCUUUGUGGAGCUAUGCUGUAUAGAUAUGCAGAAGUCAUCUAACAAAGCAAUCAUAUGUAUACUGUAUCUGGGUAAGAUAUUGCACAAAGGGUGGGAAACCAAAGAAAAGGAAGUGGUUAAGACAAUUUGCAGUUGGCAGUACAUCAAUUGUGUCGAUCUCUGGGUUACAUUUAUAUCAGCAAACAUACAUGACUAUGAUCUUCAGCCAUUGCUGUAUAUGAUCGUACAGAUUAUAAAUGGAGUUGCUCUCCUGUUUCCUGGGCCUAGAUAUUUACCACUGAGACUGAGAUGUAUCCAAUGGCUGAAUCAUCUUGCUGAUUCUAGUGGGGUUUUCAUCCCUGUUGCAUCAUUGGUGCUGGAUGUUUUAGAAUACAAAAUUACUAAGGAUAGUGGGAAGCCUAGCAAAGUCAUUGAACCUAUGUCUACCAUAAAGCUUCCAAAGCAUUGGUUAAAAUCACAUGACUUCCAAGAACAGUGUGUCUCAUCUGCCAUUGAACUCCUUUCGGAGCACUUUGCCCAAUGGAGCUACCAUAUAUCUUUUCCUGAGCUGGCAACAACUCCACUUAUCCACCUCAAGAAGCUCUUUGAGAGAACUUCUAUUGAGAAUUUCAGACGUGUUAUCAAGCGUUUCAUUGACCAGGUAGAGAUGAAUAUUGACUUGAUGCAAAAGAAAAGAGAAGAGGUGCCUUUCUCACCAAAAGAUCAGCAGUCUGUUGAAUCAUUUCUUCAGGUUGAAAAGCGUACUGGCAGUACUCCAUUUACACAAUACUAUAAAAGCAUCAUGGGCAAGGCUGCUUCGAGGAAAAUGAUUUCAAAGAGAAAGUCUCCUGGCAAAGGAAAGAAGAAAAUGCAACAUCCAAAUGGCAAUGUUGAUGUGACCGCUGCUGAUUCUUGAUAGAAUCAUUGCUUUCAUGCUUUUUGCGAUCUGAUUCUACACGAGGUUGAAGAAAGCGGUUUCUACUAUCUGUAGUCUUAUACACCUUGCUUUAGGUUUAGAAGACCAGGUAGAAUGUAAACGUUCAAGAAAAAUCCAAUUUUAUUCAUUAGUUUCAACUAGCGUUAUUUUGAAAUAUUGGUUCUCGAGUUUUAUGUGUUGUCUCCUCAGGCUUUAAAGGAAAAGUAAUUCGAGAACGCAGUUAAAAAUUUUGCAAUUUCUAUAUGGCAAAGUUGUAGGUUACUGGGUGUUGGUAUCUGCUUGCAAAUUCAAUACAUUCUUACAUUGAGGGAUGAAAGACGUUUCAGCACCUACAAAAGAAUGAUUUGACUCAAAAAAUGUCAUUUGCUUAAAAAGUGAAUGAAAUGUAAGCAAAAUUAGGGUAGUUCUCCACUUUUACUUUUAUUUAGGUUUAGUUUUCUAAUUUUAUUUUAUUUUUUUAUGCAUUUUGGUGUU
Abrus precatorius (Indian licorice) is the source of this 2714-nucleotide messenger RNA. Its product is annotated as nucleolar complex protein 2 homolog. The transcript has 13 exons. The record is from RefSeq and is a predicted model, not a curated record. Gene Ontology annotation, biological process: ribosomal large subunit biogenesis. NCBI's taxonomy places the organism in Eukaryota, Viridiplantae, Streptophyta, Magnoliopsida, Fabales, Fabaceae. Gene Ontology annotation, cellular component: nucleolus; Noc2p-Noc3p complex; nucleoplasm. The coding region runs from base 105 to 2219 and encodes 704 amino acids.